CAGGGUUAACUAGCUCCGGGGUUCUCAGCAAGAAAAUAAAUCUUGUAAAUAGCUUCACCUGGUAUGUUUUGUUACGCCAAAAAGCUUUUAAAUUAAUAUUUUUGUGUCGGUGAAUUAGCGUCAGUUGUGGUGAUAAUGAGGAAGUCUAUGUGCAAUCAGAUUCUUAAAUCUGCUCUGUCUCAAAGAGCCUCAGUGGUUUGGCGCUGCUAACGCGCGCGAGUUUUCAAAGUGGGCGAGUCUAACAAGGUACGGCUAGCAAGAGUUAGCUUUGUUCGCUACAAAGUUAGCUUCCAUCUUAAAUGCUCGUAAACUGGCCUAUAAUUUGGCAUUAAACCUGCGUGUCUUGUUAAAAGUGUUGGGCACAUGUUUCCAGAGCUCGACUGGAUCGUUUGUUUGGCAUGUCCGGGUUUACCGCUGGCUAAAAAGCCUCACUGAUUUGUAAUAAACAGUGCAGCAUGGUUAACAGUUAAAGCUAAUACUCAAUAAAGGGAUACGCAGUUCAGCAAAGGAGACAUCUGGCGUCUUUUAACUAACGGGAUCCCCUAAACGACCAGGAGGGUGUGCAUGAUGUCUAUUGAUUUUGACAGUGCUGCUCUUCAAACCCAACACGAUGAAGAGGAAUACGACCAAGAGGACUACGCCAGAGAGCAAGAGCUGCACAAGCUGCUCACAGACUUGCCUGAUGACAUGCUUGAGGACAGCAUUGACUCUUCCUCCCCAGAGCUGGAUUACACUGCCUGCAGUAAUAAAAACUCUGGCAACAGCCCACAGUCCAGCUGGACUCGGCAAUGGUCUGAUCAUCCAAGGCCAGCCCCUCAUACACAGAACUAUGAAGAUCACUAUGAUGAAGGGUUGAACAAUGAGUAUGCAUAUAAGGACGGAGCUGCUCGUAUUAAUGGACAUCGGAGUCCCCCUCAAAGUCAACCACUGCCUCACACCUGGAACCAGGAUCAUCAGUUCACACAAGCAGAUUAUACAUGCACAAGCAUGGGCACAGACAAAAUGACAGAGACCAGUGAUUUUUCCACUGAGUUUGAGUCUAAACCAUACCCUCAGGGUGCCAGUAAUCACGUGGAAUAUAAUGGAGAAAGAGGAUACAUAGACAAGCAAAACCACCAAUUUCAAUCUGAAGUAUGUGACAGAGGUGCAAAUCAGUACAAGGUGAGCUACAAUCCUCAUCAUCCUGCCCAUCAGCCAAACAUGUUUAAGCCACAGGCUGCUCCGCAAGGUCAGUUUGACCAUCUGCAGAGAGAUUUCCUUGACUCGACACAACAAAAUGCUGACCGGGAGCAGCUUGCCCAGGUGCAGAUUUUGAACAAAGCUCAACAGAGGCAAAUUGAAGACUUGGAGCGAAAACUUGAGGAUUCACGGCGUAACAUGAGAUACCUCGAGCAUCAGUUUGUAAUCGUCAAAGAUGAAAAGGACGGCCUAGCAGUAAGUUUAAAGGAAGCGAGUCGAUUGAUUGAAGAAGCCAAGGAAAGAGAGGUCCAAAUGCAAAACAAGCUGAAGGCAAUGGAGCAGCAAGUACAGAUCCUCACUGAGAGAGACCACGAGAACAUGAAGAAACAGAGGGUGGCAGAUGCUGCGGUAGACAGCAUGAAGCAACAGAUGUUGGAGCUUCGCCGUUCUGACACGCUGUCCAGAGCGCGGGAACAGCAUGACAGAGACCUUGCCGUCAUAAAGGAGCAGCAUGAAGCUGCUCUGUUAGCCCUGCAACAGAAGCUGGACUCUACCUCUCAGGCUUUGAAUGAACAGCUUGAUAUUGGUCAGAAGUUACGGGAGCAUGUGAAGCUGUUGGAGCGCCAGAGAGAAGAAGAGCAGCUGGAGAGAGCCAGAGUGGUGAAUGCACUCACUCAGCGUCUGGAAGAGAGUCAACAACAAUGUGCCAAGCUGCUGCAGACAAAUUCAGUGCAAGAGAUGAGUCAAAUGCAAAUCAAACUACAGCAGGCACUCUCAGCCAAGGCCUUGAGUGAGAACAUGAACAAAGUUUUACAGGAGGAUAUGGCUGAUCUGAAGGAGCAGAUCACUCUGUAUGAAUCUGCAGUGAAGCACGGUGUCAUUGCGAUAGACCUAAGCAGCAACUGGGAGAACCAGCUGUCUGAAUCCUGUGUGGAUUUGGGGUUGAAGAAAACAAACAGGAAAAAUGGCACACUUAAUAGUACUGCUUUGGCUCACCUGUCAGACUCCAAGCUGCCCAAGGAUGAGGCUUUAAGGUUGCUACGAGUAGAGAUGCAGCGCUGCCUGGGUAGUUUAAAGGGGAAGCGGCAGAAGAUCAACCAGCUGCAGGAGGAGCUCCAGCAGUGUCAGCGUCGAGUGAAUGAAAUGCAGAUUGAAUUAGAUGAAACAAAACUUAACUCUGAGAUGAAAGAAACCAGCCAGAAGAAACAUCAAGACAUGACUGGAGACUCUCAAAAAGAGUUGAUGAGGUUACAGGAGGACAAAGCACACUUGCAGGAACAAGUGGAGCUGCUAGAAAAGAAGAAUCAGGAGCUGAAAGAAAACAAGGAAAAACUGAAGUCUGCCAAUUCUGAGUUGUGCACCAAAAUGAGGGAGAUGAUCCAGGAGCUCGACCAAGAAAAGCAAGAAGCUGCUGAGAGAUCUGAGCGGAUUCAUCAGCAGUACAGGAAUGAUGUGGUUAACAGGAUCAAAACAGAACUCAUGCUGGAACACGAUGCUCAGGUAGAGCGGCUGACGACACAGCACCAGCAGCAGCUUCAGCAGUUACAAAGCCAGCUCUCUGAAGCUAAUGAUAAGAUGCUGGCGGUACAAGAAUGUUACAUAUCUGUCUGCAAGGAGAAGGACUUGCUUGAAGAAAGCAUCCGCAGCAGAGAGAAGGAGGAGAAGUUGAUCAGAGAGGAGAGUGGCACAGCUAUGCAGAAGCUGAGAAGUGAGCUUGAGGCUCAGCAUCAGGCCUCAGUUAUGGAGCUCAAAGCUGUCUGGUCCAAAGAGAAAGAGGCUGAGUUCCAGCAAACACUGACUUCUCAUUUAGCUUCCACUGAGGCUGCAUGGAAGGAUGAGUUGCAAAAGAUGGAGAAGACCUGGGCCCAGAGGUUGGAGGAGGCUACAAGAGAGGAACAUCAAGAGGUUGCUGAGACGAGCUGUCAGACGGAUGAGAAUGAGGUCAGUUGGACAAUUUCUGCUGAGGAGUUGGACUCCAGGCUCAGUGCCCAGAGACAGCAGCUGCAACUGGAAUCUGAAAAUGUCAGAAGGAAAGCUGUGGAGGAAGCCAGGAAACAAGUCCAGAGAGAGUUGCAGGAGAAACACCUGGACGACAUGGCUAAACAAGUUGAAGGGGCAGUAACCAGAGCCUAUAAUCGCUGGAUUGAGGAUCUCACUUCACUGCCAGAAUAUCAAGCUGCUCUACAAACUGAGAAGGAGAAAUGGGAACAACUGCAAGAAAAACACACCCAACAGAAGGUGUCCCAAGCCCUGAAGGAGGCGGAAGAGCAGUGGCGCAGGAAGCACAAGAACCAGCAGGAGGAGAACGGCUCUGGGCCACAAAGGAUGGAAGAGCAGCAAGAGGAACUGGCAGCCCUCCAGAGCCAGCUGGAGCAAGUGACCAGAGAGCAAGCUGCCUUAUUGAAAGCUGAGCUGGCUGGAGCGAGAGCAGCCUGGAACAGAGACAAACAGCAGGAGAUCGCCAUCAUCCAGGCCCGCAGCGAGCAGGUAUAUCAAGCCAAGCUGCAAGAGCAGUACAAAAAGCUGGAGCAGGCUGUACUCCAAGCCAGAGAAGAUGCUGAUCUCCAAAAGAAUGAGCUGCUCCUACAGAUGGAGGCCAAGCUUCAGCAAACUGUGAGUGCUCGUGAGGAGGAGUGGCGAUGCCAGCAUGCAGAAAAGGAAAUGAUCCAAGGAAAGCAGAUAAGAGAUGAACUACAAGCAGAGCUUCAGACUGCACUCGCAGAGGUCCAGGCACAACUUCUCAGGAAUACCAAAACGGAUCAUCAGGGUACUGAAGACACUCAAAGGACCAGCAGGGCUACAUCAGAGGCUACAAUAACACACAUCAUCCAAACUUCAUGCAGAGACAUAGUCCAAAGAGCAGUAGCCCAGGCUAAGAAGGAAUGGAAAACAAUGAGUGAAGAGAAUUUGAGCCGUGCUUUGAAAGAAACGCAAAAACAGCACGAAGGAGAAAUAAAGAAAAUGCAAACAGUCUUAUCCCAGCAGAGGGAGCAGUGUCAUUGCAGGAAGGAGUGCAGUGAAAGUGUAAGUAAGCUGCAGAAGAAGAAUCAGGAGCUCCAGAGACAUUUAGAGAAAACCUGUCGGCAACUCCAGCACAGCGUUAGAGAGCACAAAACUGCCAUACAGCAUCUCAAAGAUGAGCAUGAAAGCGUCUUACAGAGGGCAAAGGAGGAACAUCUGCAACAGUUAGAGGAAGUGAAGAGAGCAACAGAAUCAUCAGGAAGUUCUGGUCAGCAGCAAAAGCUUCAGCAAGGCCUGGAGGAGAUGAAGCAGCAGUACCUGAUGACUGUGGAAAAGAUCAGAGGUUUCACUAAGAACCUGCCAGCCCUCACUGAGCUUCCUGACUUCAGGACAGAGGAGAGAUGCCACAGGGAAAAGACUUGUGCUGAUUCAGAACAGAAGCCAACCGCAGAUGUGAGAACUAAACUUUUGAGCCAUCUGGACAUUCUUGCAUCAAGGAGGGAGGAGACCUCUGUGGAUGAAGGGAUGAAGCCCCAAAAUGUUUAUACUACCCAGCCGUCGUACAAAUCCUCUCAUCAGACGGUUUCUCCAUCCCACAUGAAUUUGGUCAAUGUGUCUGUGAGGUGUAAAAGCAGGGAGAUGUACAUGCAGGGAGGUGACUCGAGGAAAGCCGAAAACCAUUUGGAUUCACAGCGUCAGAGAAAACCUGUCCUCAUCCAGGAGGCUCCUGUCAGGGAUGAGAAACAGAACGAUUGGAGCAUGACUAGUGGUGACUCUGACACAGACUUCCAAGUCCCCAGACUGUCCUACUCAGAGAGGAAAGUGGAACCAGUGAAACCCUUUUCUGCGUCGGCUGCAUCAGCCAGCAACAUAGGGGAAUUCGGCAGUCUCAGCCCUGAUGUUUCUGACCUCACUGUUUAUAAUGAGAUUUCUAAGAAGACUCCUGACACAGAGACAUUUGUGCAUGCAAAGAGGAGUGUGCACAGAGAGCCUACACCUGGCUCUGAAUGUGAGAAGCUGCAGGAAGGCUGGUCAAGGCCUCCGUUUUCUGAGUUGAGGCAGCGCCAACAGGACAGCGGCUUUGACAGUCCCUUCUACCAACAGAAAUAACAAGCGAAGGGCAGACAUGAGGUAAAGUUUCAGUUAGCUUAUCAAAUGGUGCCUUACAGUGUCAAGUGUUUACAUUAUAUAAAAUUUUGUCCUGAAGGUGCUU
This is a messenger RNA of Neolamprologus brichardi, 5353 nucleotides long. The record is from RefSeq and is a predicted model, not a curated record. Lineage: Eukaryota; Metazoa; Chordata; Actinopteri; Cichliformes; Cichlidae.